Lingula anatina is the source of this 597-nucleotide messenger RNA. RefSeq names its product folate receptor alpha-like. Gene Ontology annotation, molecular function: signaling receptor activity. Gene Ontology annotation, cellular component: external side of plasma membrane. The record is from RefSeq and is a predicted model, not a curated record. Lineage: Eukaryota; Metazoa; Brachiopoda; Lingulata; Lingulida; Lingulidae.
AUGACCACGAGUUUCCUAGAAGACCACCAGUGGAUGAACAUGACGGAUUAUGGUCACUGUCCACAGAAACCGCGUCUGUCACCGGAGUGUGAAAGAUUGAACCACGACGAAGUAUGCUUCUUUGCUUGUUCGCCAAACUCCGGCCCUUGGAUUGUGAAAGGGACCGAAAGCCCGUUUAAUCACCGUUUGAAGCAUCUCCCAUUGUGCGCCAGCCAGUGUGACAAAUGGUGGAACGCUUGCAAGGAGGAAUACACGUGUCACAGAAACUGGUUAACCGACCCUGCCUGGGACGCUAACGGUGUGAACAUUUGCCCAAAGGACGCGGUGUGUAAGAAAUACACUGAGAUGUACACAUCAGCUGCUGAUUUCUGCAACACCAUUUGGGAUGGCGGAUAUCACGUGGUACCGGACACCGAGCCUUGCAUGGAGUUUAGUUUCGAUCCAACAAAACCAAAUCCGAACAUCCCCGUGGCUCGAGCCGCUGCCGAGAAAAAGGCCGCUGUGUCUGAGGCGUCCGGAUUGAAGAUGUAUCCCCCGUCAGGGGUUUUUGUUCUCUUUACGCUGUUCUUAUUUUGCACCGCCCUUAAACUGUUUUAG